This is a messenger RNA of Zootermopsis nevadensis, 6787 nucleotides long. RefSeq names its product Rab interacting lysosomal protein like (gene Rilpl). Gene Ontology annotation, biological process: cilium assembly. Gene Ontology annotation, molecular function: small GTPase binding; dynein light intermediate chain binding; protein dimerization activity. Gene Ontology annotation, cellular component: cytoplasm; ciliary basal body. NCBI's taxonomy places the organism in Eukaryota, Metazoa, Arthropoda, Insecta, Blattodea, Termopsidae. The record is from RefSeq and is a predicted model, not a curated record.
UCAUGUCGGAGGUGGAUGAGUAAGUGAAAGCUUUUAACUACUAAGUGGCACAAAAAACAAGACCUUCAUGCCGUUCCAGCUAGAAAUUACACGAGACAUGGAAGAAUACGAACAGGAGGUAUCUGUUGUCGAUGUAUAUGACAUUGCUUCAGAAAUUGGCAAAGAGUUCGAGAAAAUAAUUGAUGCUCACGGUACGGAAGCUGUCACUAGUUUAAUGCCUAAAGUUAUUAAUGCACUUGAGCAUUUAGAAGGUUUAGCAACCAAAAAUGAGCGUGAAAACACAACGGUUCAAGAACUGAAAGCAAGGAUUGCUCAAUUGGAAAAUGAUAAAGUGGAGAAAGCUGAAGACAGACAACGUUUCGAAAAGGAACUGGAACAGAUAGAAGAACACUGGCGACAAGAAUCUCAUGACUUAGUUGCAAUGGUAACACGGCUUCAAGAGGAAAAUCGUAAGCUGUCUUCCUCACUUGCUGAUAGACAGGAUCACCUCCCCAGUGAAGCAGCUCAAGCAACCAGUCCAGACGUAGAAGUUGCAGUGUUGCAGAGGUUAAGAAAUUUAAUUGACCAGCAACGAGAUCAAAUCCGUACAAGAGAUAGAGAAUUGAGUGCUAAGUCUGCAGAAGCAGAUAAUCUUUUAACACAAGUGGAGAGGCUAACAAUGAUUGGUAAGGAGCUCCGAAGGAAACAUCGUGGGAGUCAGGCUCAAGUUCGUGGUCUGAUAGAUGAACGAGCUGAUUUUUUGGCACAGUUGCAGGACCAGCAGAGGGAGUUGGUAGGCCUGAGGCAAAGGCUUGGACUUGCACAGAAGGAGAAUGAGGAUCUUGCAAAGUCACAUUCAGAGGUUCCUGAUUUGACUAACAAAGCUGUGUAUGAUCUGGAUGACCCAAACCGUCCCAGGUUCACCACUGCAGAACUGAAGGAGAUUCUCCAUGAGAGAAAUGAACUCAAGGCACGAGUUAGUGAUUUGGAAGAUGAACUAGAGAUGUAUCGGCCAAAGUCCAGUGAAUCGCUUCACACUGUGCCGCUGUCAAGGUGGUCGCAUGCUCAGAGAAACUUCGGUGCUCGCCCUGCUGCUGCAAUGGCUGUGGUGUUCCCCUCCCCCUUUGCUCCCUCCCCUGGCAGACCUCCCCCUACCAGUGCUGACACCACCGUGGCCUCGCCGAGGUGGAGAAAAUCUGGUUCUGCACUACAUAAUUUGCCAAACAGCGAGGAGGAUGAUCCACCAGUACAGGGACCUCUGCCCUUCGAGCCUGAUGAUGCCCCUUGGAAGAAAUCAGAAUCUGGGAUUCGCAAGUUUUUUCGCAAGUUGUUUAGUGAGAGUAAUGUUACGUUUCUCGGGAGCAGCCCAAAACGAAGUCUUUCGUCUUUGUCCAAGAUGGCAUUAUCUAGCAGCGCUAAUCCUGACAUGCCUGUCUAAUGACGCUUCACUUCCUCCUGGUGCUAAUGGCAGCAGCAGUGAUGGCAGUCUGGUUACUGUCACCCUGGCAACUUCCAUUGCUGCAACCUGUGUCAUUGACUUUGCUGGCAAUCUUGAACUGCUGGCACAUUUGCUGGCAGAUACAUUAUAAAAUUUGCACCUCACUAAAAAUAACACAGAUGAGGUUUUCCAGUAAAAGUAUUAAUAUCAUCCUCUAUGAUCUUUAUACAUCUGAAAGAAGUCAUGGCUACCACUUACCAACACGACAUUAUCUGGAAGUUGGUACAACUUGACAAACCUAUAUUUCACUAUGUGUUAUGGUAAAAAUUAUUUUAACAUAGAUAAAACUUCAGUUGUCAAGAAAAAGAAAAUAUUUCUGCAUAAAUAUGAGAUCAACAUGGCCACAAAGUACCUUGGAAACUUCUGCUAGUGGGCCUCAUAUUAUUGCAAGCUUCAUAGCAAGAGAGUUAAAGUUGUGGGAGCUGUUAUCUUUGCAGUGUGUCUCAUUUUGUGCAUAAAUAUAAAUUUUACUUUUUGCUGUUCUAGGAAGGUAAGUGUGAGAUUUAAGAAAAAUUAAGGUUUAAUUUAAGAUCUUAUUUGUUGAUAUUUCAUAAUGUAGUAUUUUUGUUACUUUAAUAUACAAAUUGGUACACUCUGUAUUUGUACAGUGGAAUUCUCUCCGCAUGAUUGAUGUUUGUGGAAGAAUUAAUUACACUGUGUCCAGGUUACUUUCAUAGAGUAGUAAACUGGACAUUUGUUUGUAAUUAUGAGUUUUCUAGUUGGAUAGUUGUCAAAAUUAGCACAAUAUGCAUUGUAUCUUUCUGUAACAUCACUUUCCUUCAGGUAACCAUUAACUUUUAACACUUGUAUGUGUUCAUACAGGGUAAGUAGAUGUACAAGAACUAUAAAUAUCAGGAAAUGUAUGAUUUAUAUCUGAGACUAUAUGCAGAUUUUUCCUGCCUGUUUUAAAUACUUCUUUUUAUUUCACAUACAGUGAAAUACAUUUCUAAUGUAACAAUUUGAAAAUAAUGUUUAAAGCAGAUCAUCUUCAUACAAUGUUAACUAGUAUGUCUCAGUAUGAUUCAUUGAAGUUGAUGCUGUUCCAACUUUAAUAGAAGAGGAAGUUGUGCAUUCAAAUCCCCUUCAGAAGUGAGUCUUUUGUUGUAAGCCCAUACUUAGAAUGUGCAAAACUGUUUGUUUUGUCCCCCCCCCCCAUGCCUGCUAUAGAUCAUCCAGCAUUGAAAAAUUUAUUCUAUUUAAUAUUUUAUGUCUGCAUUACAAUCACCCUGCAAUAAAAAUGAAAUUCUAAUUGCAAACAUGAAUAUAUCACAAAAGUUUAAGAUGCACAGACAGUAUACAUCCUGGCAAUAUGAUUUUUACCUUUGUGCUAUUAUGUGAAUUUAGGUAUUACUAUUUGUAUGAAAUGUUUUAUAUUUGAAACUGUAUUUUGAGUGGUUGUCAGAAUGUGGUAUAGCUGUGGAGUGAGUUCUGAAAAAACCUAAUCACACGUUUUUAAACUGAAAACAGAUGUUUUUGUUAUCAGUACUGAGCUACCAGUAUCUCAUUGCAAAAUGAUAAAUUGACUCUUGGAUAAUACAGUGUGUUUUAUAUAUAUAAGGCCUGUGUGUGUGUGUGUAUGUAUGUGCACCUGCACUGAAGAAAGCAAUGUUUAUGUGGACAUAUGACUAAGAUGUCUGUUUAAAUUAUUGUUUUGUGCUGUUAUAAACAUUUAUUUAAACAAUUAAAUGUUGUUUAUUGAUUCCUAGGGCCAGAUGGGUUUAAUUUUAAUCCAACUAGCAUACAGUAAAAAUAUAUGUGUAGAAAGUUUCAUAUUGUAAGGCAGGAAACUGUCUACGUUUCAGUUUUAAAAUGAAUAGAUAUUUUAUGGCAUAAUCUUACAGAAUCUAGAAGUUGUGAUAGAUAUUUUGUCUAAUGUCUUACAGAAAAGAGUUGGAAGGUAGUCCCUUAGUUUUGAGUUUACAGAGUCUUUAAAUGUAAUCUAUGCUGUUUUGUAAUUCUUUUUGCCUUCAUAUUCAUUUGUUGUAGAAACAAAUCUGUUCAGAGAACUAAUCAGCAGUAAGGAUCUAAAUUACACAGCAUGAUGGUUUUUGCAUAUUCUGUUAGGUACACACCAUAUUGGAAAAUAUUGUAAAAUAAAAUUUGGGAACCUUAAUAAGGUUUUUAUGUUUUGCGUUAUAACUAUUUUAUAUGAUUACCAUUUUUGAGGAAUUAUGGAAAUUGAUUUUAGUUUCGUGUGAAGCAGUGGGUAAUACAUACCGAAAUAAAAUUGACGAACAACUUUUAAUAUAGGCUCUAUAGCAGGUAUCGUCAAAAUCCUUUAAUUGCUUUGGAAGAUCUGCACUGAGGAAGGGGAGAGGUUGUGGUUCUAAACUGUAAACCCUGUGGUGAUUAGCAUCAUUCAUAGAGUCAUAACAAAUACAUGCCAGAUAAUCCAGUUUUAUUGCAUGAGGGAUCUUAUAUUCAGGUUAAUCCUUGUUCUUGUAUUGCUGUUUUGUAUGAAUUUUACCUGUUGUUUUUAGCAUAUAGCCUACAGAUAAAUCCAGUUACAGUGGCCGUGUGGCCUGGGGCAUGGGCCUUGUGCACUUGGACACUGGGCUCAUGGGUUCAAAUACCACUCAAGGCAUGUAUGUUUGUCUGCAUCUUUCUGUGUUGUGCUGUCCUGUAUACAGGUAGAGGCCUAGUGGCAGGCUGAUCACUUGUCCAAGGAGCCAUAACAAAUGGCUAAAUAGGUCAAAUAACCUCCAGAAGAGGCGGCCAUGACCCGCACUGGGUUGUAGAGCCAGAGAUGAGUCUACAGAAAAAAGGGCAAAAAGUGUUGCUUUAUUUAAAUUAAUACAGAAGUAUUGAUUUAAAAAUUUGGAACAUGUUUAUCCAUGUUUUUGUCUAUUUUUACCAAAUAUAAUUAUUAUAUAUUAGUUAUCCCUAGAAUGUUUAUAGUGCUUUCAACAUUUCUGGUGAUAUAUGUAGGACUUUCUGUAUAUUGAAGUUUACUGUCUUCUGGGUUGUUGCGCCUUGUAGUCUGGUAGAUUUCCACCACCAUUUCAGAGGUUAAAUCUACCAGACUACAGGGCGCAACAACCUAGAAGACAGCAAUCUUCAGACUCACCGCUGUGAAAACCUCAAAUCCUUUGUGUAUUUUACUUAUUAUCAUUAUUUUAUGUACUGAUGUAAACUAUAUUUUAAUUUUUGUAUUAAUAUAAUUGUUACUGUUUUGAAGUUGACAAGAAGUUUAGGUUUCUUUAUCACAAUCUGCAACACUACAGUAAGUUUGUGUCAAUUUGUAUCAUAAUUUGAACUCUAAUCUUACUAUGUGGUUAGUAUACAAAGGAUCUGAUUGAAGAGUUCUCAUAAGAAACAUUUACUCAUAUCUGCAUAUAAAGAAAAGAGUGUCAGAAUUUUUUUUUUCCUUUCAAAUAUUCAACUUAUUAUAUCAUAGUGUGCUGGUUUGGCAAGUAUAUUCUCUUGCAUAAGAAGUGUGUAAACAUUCAAGCUUUGUACACAGAUAUAGAUAGUUGGUACAAGUGUCAGAUUCAGUGAGGAAAGGAAGUACUGCUAAAUUUGCCAUUGAGUAUCUUCAGAAUGCUUGUAUCAGUCAGCACCAUUUUUUUGUUGUUGCAAAGAUACAGGUCCUUUUAAUUAGGUAAUUUUAAGGCUGUCAUACCACAAGGUCCAAGAUGGGUCUAUAUUUGUCCAUGUUACGCUGUGGUAGGCUUUUGCACUUACAAUUUCUGUCUGCAUGUUGAAGUUCAAUGGUGGGUCACCAAAAUUGUUUCUCCAUCUCCUGAGCAUGGCAGCCAAAAGCUUUCAUCACCUAAUUUCAUAACCACAUUUUAGCUAACAUUUCCUCUUUUCCCAUUCCACUAAUUUCCUUUUGAACAACUCCCCUCUUCCACUUUCUGCCAUUACCUUCCAUCUUCUUCAACUUCCCCCUUCAUUCUGAUCUUCAUUGUUGUCAAAGAAGAAAAGUCUUCCAUUAUAUUCUGUCCUAAUCAUGUGAUCAGCAAAAACUUUUUUCCAUCACCUCUCCCUAACCAUGCGGUCACAGACUUUGUCUGUUUCCCCUUCUUUACCCAUGUGGGUGCUAAAAUUUCUCUGUCACCUCUUUUCCAAUCUCAUGGUAAACCAAAACAUCUUUCAGUACCUCUUUUCCUUCCCAUGUGACCCAUAAACCUGUCACCAUUUCUCCACAACCACGUACUUGCUCCUGAUUGGAUAGCAUCUCACUUCAUUUUUCUUAAAUUUCCCAGUUUCAUAUAUAUGUAACUGUACCAACAAGUGCAUGAUAUCUUUUCACAUCACAUGAUAGAAUUGCUGAACCAAAUUGAACAUAUUUAAUGUCAGUAUGUAUGCCUAUUUUAACAUCUCCGUAGACACUAAUAAUGUGACUAUGAAGGCUUUAAAAUCAAAAUUUAAACUGAAAUAGUCUGAUGUGCUCUCCAAGGCUUCUAUAAUAUCUGUGAUGACUCUCAGUGUAACGUGUAAUAAAAACAGAACGAUGGACCAGCUGAAGAAUGUUGAAGAGAAUUACAGUUUUUUAAAAUAAUUGAAUUUUGAUUACCAAAAGUCAUGAUGUAGUAUGUAUGACUGUAUUAUGUAUUAUAAUGAUCAUUGUACAUAUGUAAUAUUGUAUGGUAAUUAUAUUCUACAGCAUAACUUCAGUGACAUGUGCCUAAGAAUUUUGUAGGUAAUUGCUGAAACUGCUGUGUUCUGUCAAUACUGCAGUUUGUGUGUAGGUAUAUACACAUUUGUUUUGUGCUUUGUUAUUCAGAGGAUACUUUUAUUUACAAGUGUUUUUAGUUCUCUGUGCAGAUUUUUUUUAUUCUGAAUGAUGAUUAAAAUAUUGUCAGAAAGAACCUGUUGAAGCAUCUUUUAAAUCAAGUUUACUAGUCAGAUGUAGAUGCUUGCUGCAUUAAAAUGUGAAAUAUGUACACUUGUAUAUAACACAUUAGCAUAUUGGUUAAUUAGAAAAUGGCUAAUGCAUAUACUUUUCUAUAAAUGCACAAAUAAUAAUGUAGAUGCAGGAUAUGUUUGUGCUUUUCUCAUAGUGGAAUAUAAAAUUUUAUGGUUGACCAAGACUGUGCUUCCUUGUUCUGAUAUAUAUAUAUAUCUAUAUAUAUGUGUGUGUAAAAAACUGUGCCAAAGUCACAUCUUAUUUACACAGAUUUUUGCAGUUAAUAUGUGUAUAGGUUGCAAUGAAACUGAAUAAAAUUGUGUAGGGUCUGUGUGUGUUGUUUACAGUGUCAUGUACAGUUUUAUUAUUUUAUUUGUUGCAUUUAUUUUGCUUAAUAUCUGGUGUAUUUAGUAUGUACAAGUUGUUUUUAUGAUCAAAUAAAUAUAUAUUAUCUAGAA